Molecule: messenger RNA, 1132 nt
Organism: Megalobrama amblycephala (Wuchang bream)
Lineage: Eukaryota; Metazoa; Chordata; Actinopteri; Cypriniformes; Xenocyprididae
Product: GTPase IMAP family member 7-like
Exons: 3
Coding region: 118-1104 (328 amino acids)
Molecular function (GO): GTP binding
Source: RefSeq, a predicted model, not a curated record
UCUGACCUCAGCGGGCAUUUUCCGGUCACGUGAUCUGUUCACCUUUGCAGAGAGAUUCGCCAUUACCUGCGGGCUGCGGGAAUGGCGAUUACUAUAAUGUACACUUAAAUCUGAAUCAUGUCGUCUUCUCCAGCUACCACAACAGAGACACGAGAUCCUCAUGAUGUUCAAACAAGGAAAAGAAGUGGGAGUUUUGAUUUUGAACAUCCAAAUAUGUCUUUGAGAAGGAUGGUGCCUGUGGGAAGAACUGGAGCAGGUAAAAGCUCUUCUGGAAACACCAUCCUGGGACGAAAAGCCUUUAGAGUCACCAAAAGUGGUUCAUCUGUAACUAAAGAGUGCUGGAAAGAGACUGGUGAAGUGGCGGACCAUCUGCUGGAGCUGGUUGAUUGUCCAGGGAUCUUUGAUACGUCACCAUGGGAGAAUGAACUCAAAAAGGAGAUGAGUAAAUGUAUAAACAUGACAGCACCUGGACCUCACGCCAUCAUCCUGGUCAUUCAGCUCGGUCUGUUCACUGAAGAAGAAGAACGUUCAGUGGAGAAGAUCAGAGCAAUAUUCGGAGAAACAGCAGAUAAGCACACAAUCAUCCUCUUCACUCACGGUGAUGAACUGACUGAAGGCUUUGAACAAACACUGACUGAAGCAAAUCCUAAUUUAAAACACUUCUUAAAAUCAUUUGACGAACGGUAUCAUGUGUUCGACAACACAAAAAUUCAUGAUCGCAAACAGGUUUUGGAGUUCCUGGAGAAGGUUGAUAACAUGUUGCACAUGAAUGGAGAUCAGUAUUACACCAGUGACAUGUUUAAGCAUGUGGAAGAGAUGCUGAAGAAGAAAGAGCAAGAGCUGAGAAAGGAAUACAGUCAAACGAUAGAGAAAUUAACAGCCACGUUUAAUGAAGAAAAGACCAAACUGGAGGAGACCAUUAGACAACUGAAGGAAUCCGGGCAGGAAAAAGACCAGAAGAUUAAAGAGUUGGUGAAAAAGGACAAACAUUUUAAAGAGUUUAAGCGUUUUUAUGAGAACAAAUGCAAGAAUGUGAGACAGGAGGUGGAAGAGACACUAGUGAUUGAAAUCACUAGUGUCCCAAAGAUCAGCAGAAGACUAUGAAAGUCUCGCAGCUUGUCUGACAGCUUGC